AGCUACAUGCAGCUAGCACCAGGCUGAUAAGAUAGUAGUUACUAGACCCAUUCUUUACUUUUCAUAGGAACCAAGGCCCAUACACAGCGACUGUGCAUUACACAGAGUUACUCAUUCUUGAAAGAGACCCACUAUAAACGGGUUGUUUAUUAGUGCACCCUGGCUGCACUUAAACGUGCGUGCUUCCAUACCACUGACCGGGACUUGGACUUACAUUGAAACUACCGUGUACUCUUCUCUGCUAUAACCCAGUCCUGGUGCUUGAUUACCUGAUCCACGCUGUCCGUCUUCGACAUAGUUAACGAUAGGGAGUGAUUAAUAGUUCUUUGCGUGGCGCUGGAAAGUAACCCUAUUUUUAAGCGAUUCCACCAAUUCAUCGGGAUAUUAUCGUGGCCGCGUUGACAUGUCGUAUCCACUUGGUUAUCCAUAUCCAACGUCUUCUCAGAUACUCAUGUCAAGCGUGAGUCACAGCGGUACAUCGUGCUGCGAGAGUGGACGUCCGAUUAUGACCGACCCGCACACCGGACAGACUGUGUGUUCUUGUCAAUACGAUGCCAGUCGCGCUGCGAUCAUGCACUCAAGAGUAGCCGGCCUACCGCUAAUGUACGGUUCAAGCUACACAGCCGAACAAGGCUAUGUACCAACAUUUGGCACAGAUCCGUCAGCCUUUUACUCACCAUUGAACACCACGUACGAUCUAAAAGGCAGCGCCGAAGGAGGCUGGAGCGCUACACCAUACCAACCCACCGCUUGUUACCCAUACGAUCCAGCUUACCAAUACUACGGGGAUAGGUAUGGCGGCGUGGACAUUAACGGUGCUGCUAGGAGGAAAAACGCCACCCGCGAAACAACAAGCACUCUAAAAGCCUGGCUGUACGAACAUCGAAAAAACCCAUACCCAACGAAAGGAGAAAAAAUAAUGCUGGCUAUCAUCACGAAAAUGACCUUAACGCAAGUGUCCACGUGGUUUGCGAACGCUAGACGACGUCUUAAAAAAGAGAACAAAAUGACUUGGUCGCCGAGAAACCGAUGUGGGGACGAUAGAAAAUACGAUUCUGGCGACGAAGACGGCGACAAUGAAAACGACGAUGAUAAAAUCGAUAUUAAAGAUGACGAUGAAAUCCUCUCAGACAGGUUCGAUGGGCUAGAUACUGAUAAAGAAAUUGAUGAUAAAGAUAACAGCGAUGAUGAGGACCAAGAUCAUCUGGGAGGAAAGGCUGAAACCAGGCAUUCGUCGGCUAACGAAGAUUCGCUAAGUUUGUCCCCCUCACCGUUAUUGUCACAGAACAUUGGCACAAACAGUAGUUUGCUUACUCCAGCUACCUCAACAACUUCGCAACAACAGCAACCGCCGCAACCGCCAACGAUUAAGCCAAAAAUUUGGUCACUAGCAUCGUUAGCAGGUACAUCGUCAAGUCCAACUAGUCCAGAAAUGUCGCGAAGGUCUCCGUUAUUGUGUCACCAACCUUCAGCCAGUACCUUCCAUCAACCCCAUUUGAACACGGAACCCAAUGUGAGUUCUCUUCAACACUGGGUAGACGGGGUGUUCCAUCACCACCAUCAUCACCACCAUCAACAAUCACAUUUAACGUACAGUUCGACGAGUAGGACUUCUGCGGCAACGUCAGUGUUAUCGUACACGGCGCAAAAUUCAUUACUUGGAAAUGAACAUUCGGCGUUACGAUCGCCACCCGGAUCAAGUAACAUGAACGGUGACCAUUUGCCCCCUGGUGGACCGUGCCGGGACUUGGCCAUGAUUGCCCAUAACAGUGCGGAAGCUGCCAAAUACAGUGUUGCUGCUUUGCAUCCAAGUCGAGAUGAUGACUUGAGGGAGAAAUCAGUGGUGCAUCCAAAUGAUAGCGACGAACCCAUUAGAACAGCCUUCAAACCGGUAGCAAAGAGGAUAGGACUUAAUAUUGGCAUAAAUGGACAAUCGAUUCCACUGGAGUACGACGCAGCGAUGGCUCUUACGAAUCUUUCAUCGCGGUGACCUGACUAUACCAUCUACUCAAAACGCCGCUCCACCGAUUAAAUAAGCGACGAAACUGGGAAAAUACGCGAAAUGAAACGACUUUUUACUUAAGUAAGCUCACGCCGUUUAUUAUUAUUACCAUUAUUGAUGUCCUUGUCAUGGCAAACCAUUCGCGGUAUUGGGUUAUUUUUUUUUCUCUUUUCCAGUUUGGCACCCAGUGCAGUCUUGUAAAUUACUUUUUUUCUUCUUCCCGCCGUCAUAUGGGCGUACGGAUUUCAAGAGAGAUUUCUACUCAGUAGGCUAUCUUUAAAAAAAAAAAAAAACAACUCUGAACUUAUGAUAUGAGGUAUUGAACACAUAUCGCUCAUACCACCGACUAUAUCUGUUAGACAUUUUUCCCGUGACUUUUAAGCAAAAGUUGAAAUGGUAUGUAAGUUUUAUGUAAAGAAAAAAAACCUGUAAUAACGAACGAAGUGUUUUAUUUAUAAAUGUCUUUUGUAUGUAUAUAGAUUUGAGGCGAAGGCGAGGCCGCCGAUAGAUAAUCGCACAGUGUAUAACAACCAUCAUGCAUGGAUGUCAACUCAUUCUAAAGCAAAAACAAUAUUUUUUAUCAAAUUUGCCAAAAUAUUGAUGAAACUUGCUUAAAUAAGGGGGAUAUUUUAUUGUGAUUUUUUUAGAUAAUAUAUAGAAAAUUGAGGUUAUGAUUGUCUCUAUGAAUUUUAUUUUUAAACCGACUUGUUGAGUUGAGUUAUACCCAUCGGUUUUCAUUACACCGUCCCUUGUCUUGAUGACAAGUUUGACCUUUUUAUAGCCAGGUACUUUGUUCAAACUCAAUAAAAAGAAGAUGGAAUUUGGACUA
Molecule: messenger RNA, 2831 nt
Organism: Saccoglossus kowalevskii
Lineage: Eukaryota; Metazoa; Hemichordata; Enteropneusta; Harrimaniidae
Gene: iro
Product: iroquois
Biological process (GO): neuron differentiation; cell development; regulation of transcription by RNA polymerase II
Cellular component (GO): nucleus
Molecular function (GO): DNA-binding transcription factor activity, RNA polymerase II-specific; RNA polymerase II cis-regulatory region sequence-specific DNA binding
Source: RefSeq, a predicted model, not a curated record